AAAAAACCCUAGUUUCUCUCUCCUUUCACCGAUUUUUUUUUUUUUUCUCUCCUUCCGAUGCUUGUGCUCGCAUAGCCAAUUCGCAGAUCUGGUAAUUCCGAUGGAUAAAACUACUGCUUCCUCCUCAAGGGAGCGAGCCAAGUCCUUAUUUGAUAAGACUGUUGUGUUAGAAAACAAGCGUUGGAAGGCUGUUCAGGAUCGAAAUCCGUUUGACCCUGAUUUGUGGCAGCAAAUUCGUGAGAAUUACGAAGCAAUACUUUUUGAAGAUCAUGCCUUUUCCGAGCAGCACAACAUUGAAAUUAUACUGUGGCAGCUGCAUUACAAACGGAUUGAAAAUAUUAGAGGACACAUCAAUGCUUUCUUGAAUUCUAGUAGCUCGAGCGCGGCACACAAUGUCAAGGGUCCUUCUAGACUCGAUCAAAUUGCAAAACUGAAGCUGCAGUUCAGGACAUUACUUUCAGAAGCAACUGGGUUUUACCAUGAUUUGAUCUCAAAAAUUAGAUCCAAGUAUGGCCUUCCCUUGGGUUAUUUUUCUGAGGAUCAAGCGAGUCAAAACAUGGCUGAUAAAGAUGGAAAGAAGUUAGCAGAAGUUAAAAAAGGCUUGGUAUCUUGUCAUCGUUGCUUAAUAUACCUUGGUGAUCUGGCUCGGUAUAAAGGAUUGUAUGGGGAGGGGGAUUCCAAGAACAGAGAGUAUGCUGCUGCUUCAAGUUACUAUUUGCAAGCAGCUUCUCUAUGGCCAGGCAGUGGAAACCCACAUCAUCAGCUUGCUAUCAUUGCUUCUUAUUCGUCGGAUGAGUUUGCAUUAACAUAUCGUUACUUCCGGAGUUUGGCUGUGGAGAGUCCUUUCCCAACUGCCCGUGAUAACUUGAUUGUUGCUUUUGAAAAGAAUCGUCAGACUUAUAUCCGAUUGUUUGUGGCUUCUAAAGACACAUCUAAGAGGCCGACUGGUAAAGGAAGAGGUAAAGGAAGAGGUAAAGGUGAAGAUACUUCAUCUAAAGAUGCUAACUUGGUAGCUGGUCCUGAGAAGGAUCAAGUAACAAGUGCAAAGGAGAUGCUCAAAGCAUUUUGCAUUAGAUUUGUUCGUCUCAACGGGAUUCUUUUUACCCGAACAAGCCUGGAGACGUUCUUAGAUGUGCUUACCUCUACUAGCAGCAGUUUACGAGAGGUAAUUUCUUCGGGCUCAAUGGAAGAGCUGAGUUUGGGAAUAGACGCCAGUGACAGCGCACUUUUCAUUGUCAGACUCGUGGCAAUCAUGAUAUUUAGCGUCCAUAACUCAAAGAAAGAGACGGAAGGUCAGUCGUAUGCAGAUAUUGUACAGCGUGUGGAGCCUGCCAGAAACUCUUUAACAGCUAGUUUUGAGUUGCUUGGACAUAUAGUAGAGCAGUGUGUGCAACUGCGUGAUCCUUCAGCAAGUUACUUCCUUCCAGGGGUCUUAGUUUUUGUUGAAUGGUUGGCCUGCUGUCCUGACAUUGCUCUAGGAAGUGAUCCGGACGACAGACAAACUACUGUAAGAAAUAGAUUUUGGAACCAGUGUGUUACCUUCUUCAAUCAGAUCUUAUCUCUUGGACCUCUGUUUAUUGAUGAUGUUGAAGACGAGACUUGCUUUUCAAACAUGAGCUUGUAUGAUGAAAGAGAAACUGAAAAUCGACUUGCACUAUGGGAGGACUAUGAACUAAGAGGAUUUUUGCCACUGCUUCCAGCUCAGACUAUUCUCGACUUCUCACGGAAACAUUCCUUUGGAACUGAAGGUCCCAAGGAAAAGAAAGCUCGUAUAAAGAGGAUCCUAGCAGCAGGAAAAGCUUUGACCAGUGUGAUCAAAGUUGAUCAAAAUCAUGUGUAUUAUGAUUCUAAGAAGAAGAAGUUUCUUGUUGGUGUAAAACCGUCAGAUGACUUGCUGGAUUCUCAUUCAAGCCCACCUAAAGCUGAUGCUUUGCAAGAUAACCAAGUAAUGGUGAAGCAUAACUCACCAGUGAUGCAGCAAGAUCAACAGAUUUGUAUGGGUGAGGAGGAUGAUGAUGAAGUAAUUGUUUUCAAGCCUCUAGUUACUGAAAAGAGGAAAGAGGCUUCUGACCAAAUGUAUGUUUCUAAUGGAGGCUUUAGGAAACCUGAUCAAGUUGCCACUACGGAGAACUUAAAACCUUUGAGUGGUUUGGAUUCAGCUUUUCAUGAAAAUCAAUUUCUGCAAGCUAGAGGUAAUGCGAGUAUUCAAGUGCCGGCAUCUAUUGGUUCCAACCUUUUGGGACUCCUUCAGGCGUCAACCCAGUCUCAGGCUUCGCAUUUGCAACAAGUUCAGACACAGGCAGUGAAUCCUCAGGCAGCCCAAUCAUUAGCUGCUGCACGACUUCAGCCAAUGCAAUCACAGGUCGCACAACUUCAACCACUGCCAUCACGGGUUGUGCACUUUCAACAAACUCAAGCUCCGCUUUCACAUAUUCAGGACUCAGCUUAUGUUGGUGAAAGAGAUGUGUGGUUACAAGAAAGAAUGUAUGGUUCUGUGGAAAUGAUAGGAGUAAAGUGCCUUUCUCGUGCUACUUGA
Molecule: messenger RNA, 2536 nt
Organism: Camelina sativa (false flax)
Lineage: Eukaryota; Viridiplantae; Streptophyta; Magnoliopsida; Brassicales; Brassicaceae
Source: RefSeq, a predicted model, not a curated record